ACUAAAAAAAAAAAGAAACAAUAUCUCUCUCUCUCUAAGUCUUUAUCUUAGUAUUUAAUUUCUCCAUCUUCCUUAUGAUCCCAUACAUACCCCAAAGUCCUUCUUCUUCUUCUUCGUCUCCUUGUCUAUAAUUAUUACUUCCACAAAUUGAAGCAGACGAAGAAGGAAUCAGAAGAAGCAAAAAAGUCUUUUUCUUUUUGAGGCUGGAAAUGGUGUUUGGUUGGAGAAGAGCGUUUUGCACUUCCGUUCCAAGUAAUCAAGAUAAACCUAAACAACAACCAUCAUCGUCAUUACACACUGAUCCUCCUAUUCCCACUCCAAGAUUCCGAUCAAAGUUUGGAUUUUUAUCCAACCCUUCAACUCCACGUCUCCGAUCUCGUGGUGCUGGCACCGGAUGCCGCUCCUCUGCUUCCACCGCUGUCACUAUCCCAUCUCUUCCAACUAGUCCAAGACUCCACUGCAGGACCACAAGCAAUGCUACUCCAAGGACAAGUAACAGCUCUAGUCCCAAGUUUUUCUCUAACCCUUCUUCUCCUAAAUCAUCAUCUUCUUCUUCUUCCUCUCACGGCGGCGUCUCUCUCCUCCGUGCCACGCUUCUUCUCAACAAGAGUAAUAGUAGCAGAUGUGGGAUUUGUUUGCAAAGAGUGAACUCAAACCAAACCAAUUCGACGGCGGCGAUUUUCACGGCUGAGUGUUCACAUUCCUUUCACCUCUCUUGUGCCGUUAGAUUAGAAGACAAGCGUUGUCCGUUUUGCUCCGCCGCGUGGAAUCACACGCCCAAGUCGAAUUCUACUACCGCUCUCACUAAUAACUUCGGAUCCGACCCGAAUAGACGACCCGAGAUCCGAGAAAUCAAGACAGGAAAAUCUCUGAGAGUUUACAACGACGAUGAGCCGUUAGCUUAUUCACCAGUUUCUCUUGCUCAGAUCAACACUAUUCAUGAAUCCGACGAAAACGACGACGUUGACGAUGACGAUGAAUUCCCCGGAUUCUUCGCCGAUUCUUCAGUUGCGCCUUCUUUGACUGAUCCGACUCCUUCAAUCUCCGGGAACCUGGAAGUCAGGUUGCAACCUGAAUCCGCAGUUGUGGAAACCGAGAAGAGGAAGGAGACACACGUCGUCGUUAUGAAACUGAAAGCUUCGACGUCGCCGUCUUCGAUCACAGACGCGAUGAAAGCACGAAGGCCGUCGAUAGAUUUGGUAACGGUUCUCGAUUUGAGCAACAACGGAGCUAAUUUGCAAACGGUGAAGCACGCAAUGCGAUCGGUGAUCUCUUUGCUCCGAGAGAUGGAUCGGUUAUCAAUCGUCGUUUUCUCGACAGGAUCAAAACGGUUAAUGCCGUUACGACGGAUGACGGCCAAAGGAAGAAGAUCAGCGCGGCGGAUGGUCGACGCACUCGUCGGAAUUGAAAGCACCGGCGGUGUAGGAAUGAGCGUUAACGAUGCGUUGAAAAAAGCGGUUAAAGUCGUUGAAGAUCGAAGGGAGAAGAAUCCAUCGGCGAGCAUCUUCGUUUUAUCGGACGGUCAGGAUCAACCGGAGGCUGUUUUGAAAGCCAAACUAAACUCAACGCGGGUGCCUUUCGUCGUUUCGACCACGCGCUUCUCUCGGCCGGAGAUCCCGGUGCAUUCCGUAUACAUCGCUUCUCCAGGAGCGUUGCAUCACGCGCCGCUUCGAGACGCGUUCACGGAGCGUAUAGCUUCGUUGCUCAACGUGGCUCUCCAUGACGUGAAGCUUAAUCUAGGAUUAGUCAACGGAUCACCUUUGACUGAGAUUUCAUCGGUUUACUCAACGACGGGUCGACCCGAGAGUUUCGGAUCCGGUUCGGUGGUGGUGGUCGGAGAUAUGUUCGCGGAGGAGGAGAGAGAGUUUCUCGUUGAGCUCAAAGUGCCGACUUCGUCGAGUGGUUCCCACCAUGUAAUGUCCGUACAGUCUACGAUCGUUGACCCCAUGACACAUCAGCCGAUGACGUGUCCAAAAGAGAAACGAUUUCUGAUCCCACGGCCAGAGUCGGUCAGAUUCGUAUCUUCGAGCAUCGAACGGCUGAGGAAUAUACACUCGGUGUGCCGCGCAGUAGCUGAUUCACGUAGACUUAUAGAGCGUGAAGAUUUAGCUGGAGCGUAUCAGGUUCUAACGACGGCUCGGUCCAACGUAACCCAUACGGAUGAUUGUUUAAGGAGCUUAGAGGCUGAGUUAGGUGAGCUGAGCCGGAUUAAACCGAGAAAUGGUAUAGUAAACCGAGCAGAAGAGAAACCGGAGCAGCUAACGCCGACUUCGGCUUGGAGAGCCGCAGAGAAGUUGGCAAAAGUGGCUAUCAUGAGGAAGCAUUUAAAUCGAGUCAGCGAUAUGCACGGCUUGGAAAAUGCCAGAUUUUAAAGUUUUUUUUUUUCUUUUUCUUUUCUAUAAUUCCAUUUCAAUGAUUUUUGAAUAUAUAUCUAUUUGGUAUAUAGAAUGAUAUUAAAAAAAAAGAACAAUAAUUAUAAGUAAAAAUAAUAGAGAAGUAUUAUGAUUUAGAAAAGGACAGGCUUCGUCCUUAGGUGCAUGAUAGCGACAAGCAGUAGCCGACGGGUGUGGCCUUUUGUUAUGCAGAGUGAGAUUGGGACCCCUGCCUACAUGAGAGAAUUAAUUGGUCUUUUUAGUUUUUUUUGUAUUUUAUCCUUUUCCUUUUUGUAAUCUUCAGAAAAUCCAAUUAUUAAUGACUGAAAAGCUAUAUAAAAAAAAAAGUUUUGU
Capsella rubella is the source of this 2726-nucleotide messenger RNA. RefSeq lists its product as uncharacterized. Bases 210 to 2372 code for a protein of 720 amino acids. The transcript is spliced from 2 exons. The record is from RefSeq and is a predicted model, not a curated record. Lineage: Eukaryota; Viridiplantae; Streptophyta; Magnoliopsida; Brassicales; Brassicaceae.